Mya arenaria is the source of this 1712-nucleotide messenger RNA. Its product is annotated as multiple epidermal growth factor-like domains protein 10. NCBI's taxonomy places the organism in Eukaryota, Metazoa, Mollusca, Bivalvia, Myida, Myidae. Bases 249 to 1712 code for a protein of 487 amino acids. Gene Ontology annotation, molecular function: scavenger receptor activity. The transcript is spliced from 5 exons. The record is from RefSeq and is a predicted model, not a curated record.
UGCGGUGUCAUGUUUCAAUGUUCUUUUCAUAUCAUUGCAAUCGGUUAAAUACCGCUGGCUUAAUUUUGUUACUUACAAUGGUUGCGAUAUUUUGUUCCUGUUUGAGGAAUAUAAAUGUGAUAUAAAAGUCGUGCAUGUGUAUGUUCAUGAUUUAGUCUGCGUCUUUGCACACGCACAUACUUGUGCAGUACCUGGAAUAUGGUGUAAUAGUGGAUAAUCUUAACUAUUAAAGAAAACGCUGCCAAAACAUGAUGAUAUUUCAAAUAUUCGCUCUUCUUUGCGUCGCUCAAUCAUGUUUAGCAGUGACAGUGAUAAUAAACGAGAAAGAGGUGGACUGCAGUGGAAAUUGUGCUUGCUGUGAAGGAGGAGAAGCUGAAUGUGGUGUUGGCAAAGGAUACACUGAUUAUUGUGUAAAAGGUUGUGUAAGAACAAUAUUUGGACACAGAUGCAAAAAUCCAUGUCCUGGUAACUGCACUACUUGCGAGCAAGAUAACGGCCAUCCGUGUUUAACUUGCAAGGAUUCAUAUUACGAUGUAAAUAAUGAUUGUAGCAAGAGUUGUCCUCUUGGGUGUGAUGGUCCUUGUAAUAAUGACGGAACAUGUAUUACAUGUAUAUCCAACUUUGAAGGAGCUAGAUGCGAUGCAUGCAUACAAGGGAAAUACGGUGAAGAUUGUUCUAUGAAUUGCCAUUACCAGAACUGCCAUUGUACAGAAUUUAAUAUAUGUGAUUCCUGUAAAACAGGAUUUGCUGGUGAGUUUUGCAUGAAAUGUGUAGCUGGAAAAUAUGGAGAAAACUGCACCAUUAGUUGUCCUAACCUAUGCAAGGGUGGAAAUUGUACGAGCGGCGGAGUAUGCAUUGAAUGCAACACUGGCUAUUACGGCGAACAAUGCAACGAUAUGUGCUCUAUGGGUUGUAGCGGUGGGGUUUGUGAUAAAGAUGGGACAUGUGCUUGUACGGAUAAUUUUACAGGUACAAAAUGCAACAAAUGUGUUGAAGACAAAUAUGGGGAUAAUUGUCAACAUGAAUGCAGUGUCGGUUGUUUUACAUUGUCCUGUGGCAAAGAAGACGGAUCAUGCUAUGGUGGAUGUAAAGAUGGAUUCUAUGGCAUGUAUUGUUCUCAGAAUUGUUCUGAUAUUGACAAUGAGUGUUUAAAAUGUAACCAGCUCAAUGGAAUAUGUUCGAUUUGUAACACAGGAUUUUACCGGAAUGAAAGUGGAGAUUGCACUACUUGCAAUAGUAACUGUAAUAAUGGACUGUGUAAUCAUGAAACAGGCAAAUGUAUAAGUGGCUGUGCAGAAGGCUUCUGGGGAGACAAGUGUGACGUCAAUUGUAGUUCUUAUUGUGGAACAUGCCAGCAAGGUUCAGGAGACUGUGAUUCAUGUAAAGACCCAACAGUUCAUGGACUUUAUUGUAACGAAUCAUGCAACUCAUCAUGCUACGAAAACAAGUGUGAUCAAGGUAAUGGUCAUUGUUCGAAUGGAUGUAAUGGGGAUUUUUUCGGCAAUAUGUGUCAGUUUAAUUGCCCUGUAAAUUGUCAGCAACGUGGAGCCGACACGAGAUGUACAGCUGAUGGUAUAUGCAAAUAUAGCUGCGUCGAUGGCUAUGAAGGCGAUGACUGCUCAAGUAAGAAUAUGAUAAAUGUCUUUCCAACUACUAUUCGAAUAUAUAACAAAGAGCAGCUAUUGCUGGAGGAGUUAGUGGUAGCGUCGUAG